Molecule: messenger RNA, 2203 nt
Organism: Paramuricea clavata
Lineage: Eukaryota; Metazoa; Cnidaria; Anthozoa; Malacalcyonacea; Plexauridae
Source: the annotation of a GenBank genome assembly
AUGAGUCACAAAGUGUGCAUCAACGAAGGUGAGACGAGGAGCAGUUGAGGAUUAUCUGCGAUUUGAUUUCUUUCUGAACAGAGGUAAAUUCGCAAGUUGAGGCCAGUUGGCACAGACGACUAGUAAAUUGAUCGAGCGUCGCAGUUGGUUGUUGACGAGCUUGACGAAAGAGGUAUAUUUCAUAAUCAACGUUGCGUUACAGCAUAAAAUGUUCGGUUAGUCGGUCCAUAGCUUUCUUGUAGUCUUUCUCGUCACAGGUAUCCAUUAAGGUCUCGAAUAUAUCAAAUGCUGACGAGCCAAUAUAGUGCAAAAGAAGUGCGCGUUUGCGUGUCUCAUCGUCGAUAUCCAUGGCAAGAAGAAAAUUUUCGAAACGUUUUUCCAUUUAGUCCAGCGUUGACCGGUCACGGUGGGGUCGUCUUCAACAUUGAACGGAGGAAAUGGUGGUAAAGAUGAGGCCAUAGCGCAUGUGGAGAUAUUUUGAUUCUCGUCGCCAAUGUAGUAUUCUUAUAGUAGGAUAAUACGAGACACGCUCUUUGAGUGGUUAUAACAAUACUAAUUUAAUAUACAUGGAAUACUGGUUAUAUACAAAUGACGUCACAAGUAAUGACGUCAGGUUAUUACACUGUUCUAGAACAAAAUUAUGUUAUUUGUGGUGUUACUCUGAGUGUAUAUCCACACCGGGCGAGCUUGAAAAAUAUGCCCGGCCACAGUGGGAUUCGAAGUUGGAAGAGCAUUGGGCUAGUAUUCCAAAGGUCGUAGGUUCGAAUCCCACCGUGGCCGGGCAUAUUUUUCAAGCUCGCCCGGUGUGGAUGUACACUCAGAGUAACACCACAAAUAUCAUAUUCACCUGAGUACACUACACCAACACAGGGAAAAAAAAAUUAAAAAUUAUGUUAUUUUUUUCUGGAAAAUAAAAUAAGCCCACUUAUCUAGAGGCUUGUCAAGAUUUCCCCUUGAUGAGUAAAAAUCGUUAAAGGACUGAGAGCAGCCAGAUUGCAGAAUUUGCUGUGAGACAUGAUUCUGGUCCAUCCUUGCAUUGAUUGAAACAGAAACAUCGAGUUUUCUUACCACCAAUUGCUGCUCAUGAUUGGCUACAUUUUCAGCAGCUUGUUCUUCCUCAACAAGUUGCCCCCUUCCAUGUCCUCCGCGCCUUCCUCUUCCACCUCUCUGUUGCCCUCUCCCCUUGGCACGACCUCUAGCUCUGCCACGACCUUGCCUACCUACAUCCUCUUACUCACUCUUUCCUCCAUGGAUGAUUCUGAAUCCCAAACAAAAAAGAGUAUUAAACAAAGGUAGCAAUAUGUCGGCAAUUUUUCAAUUGCAAACACAAAAAGUUGCUAAUUACCACAUUAAAGGGUCACUUUAAUAAUUGAUCAUUCUCAUUGAUUAGGGUGUGAACAAUCAGAUGAACAUAAUAUACUCUCAAAUAACAUACAUUGCUUAUUAAAUCCACAAACCAUCUUCCUGGGUGGUCUUUCGGAAUAUUUCAUUGCUUGUCUCUCAGAAGUAUUUUUUGAAUAGAAAUAGAAUUGAAAACUGUGUUCCCAAAUGUUAUUUUCUAGUUUGCUUUUAUAAUAGGAACCUUCAGUGCAUAGGGAGAUACUUUAUGUUAUAUAGGUUAUCGUCACAAAAACAAAAAAUGUAAACAAAUGCUUUGCCAAGAUAUCGCAACAAUUUGUCUGUGAUUAUUGUCAAAGGUAAAGAUAACUCAUUUAGAGAUGUUGCUGUGAGAAGACAGAACGUACAUAAUACAUUAUUAUGGCUUUUGCAAAAUAAUCCUCAUUGUGCUGAAUUAGAAAUUAAUGAAAAUGCAUUAAACUCUUUACCUGAAAAUGGCAUUCCAGCAGAUCUCAUGACUGUUGAGACUGAGAAUGAAAUAAUCUCAAAUGAUGAUAUGUCAGAUUUAGGCCCACCCACUGAAAACCCUCCUGAAGAUAUAGUUUAUAACAACUCAACAGACAAGAAUAGUUUCUUGCCUGUUGGUGAACAGCAGGAACAAGAAAUAGAAGCAGUUAGAAAUCAGCUUUCUAUAAAUGAACCAAUGCCAUGGCCUGCUAUUGAAUGUGAACUGUUGAAUGAAUAUCAGAUAUCACAUCUGGCCACUAUGGCUUUUCCAACAUUUCCUGAUGGGAAAGAUGAUCCAACUAAUCAAAGUAUCUUGAGGAAUGUUCCUCUUCUCAAGAAAGAAUUAAACAUCUUUUGA